Messenger RNA from Daphnia pulicaria, 1621 nucleotides. Its product is annotated as collagen alpha-1(I) chain-like. Lineage: Eukaryota; Metazoa; Arthropoda; Branchiopoda; Diplostraca; Daphniidae. The transcript is spliced from 8 exons. The coding region runs from base 25 to 1269 and encodes 414 amino acids. The record is from RefSeq and is a predicted model, not a curated record.
UUUGAUCGUGACGAAGGAAGGACUAUGUUGUUUUCUGUGCUGUUGUGUAGUUGUUUCGUGACAUUCUUGUCCGUCGGAAGCGAACUCCAUCGCCAUCCGAAACAUUUGCAUCCAGGACCGUUGGACCCGUGGUCUGAAGAGAACUAUGAAGCUCUGCAAGAAAAAUCUGGGGAUGGAGAAAACGGUCCGGUAGGCCCACCUGUAUCAUCCGAAGAACCACACGGGCCGGAAGAAAUAGUCAAUAGUGCAGACGAGCCAGUAGUUAGCGCACCACCAACUGGAGAUGACGACGAACCCAUUGGUCCUGAUCCUGAAGGACGAGAAAUGGAUUCCAAUGCGUAUUCAUGGUACAGAGCUGGAAGAUACAUCGGUGAGAAAGUGAGAUUCUAUUCACAAUACAUUCCAGUUUCACCAGGACCAAAAGGUCCUACAGGUCGACCGGGACCGCCAGGGCCGACUGGAUUAACCGGAGCAACAGGUCCAACCGGCCCUUGGGGACCAACUGGGGCUAUCGGCGGGACGGGUCCUGCUGGUCCGAACGGCGCCGAUGGAAUUCCAGGCGUUCCAGGUAGCGCAGGAGCAGCCGGAGCGGCAGGGCCUCCCGGUGUAAGCGGUUCUUCCGGUGUUCCUGGAGUUCCUGGAGCGGCCGGAGCGGCCGGAGCCAGUGGUGGUGGAGGCGGUUCUUCUUCUUCGUCAUCCGGAGGUGCCGGCGGCGGUGGCGGAGGUGGCCGUUCGUUGGAUUUUUAUCUCUUUGGAGAUGGCCCAGUUGGUCCACCAGCAGUAGAUUUAGGACAUUUUCUGGAUGCUGAAGAACAGGAAGAAACAGAGACCGGACGCAAGGCUUCUCGAAUGGAUCCAUUUUACAAAGCCGGCAGGUACCUGGGAAGAAUCGUCGGCGAUAGAUUCAGAUUUUACUCGUCACAAAUUCCCAUCUCAGCCCCUCCCGGACCUACUGGGGACCCUGGAGUAGCAGGACCUCCUGGUCCAACCGGUCCUUAUGGGCCAACUGGUUCUCCUGGGCCGACUGGAUUAACGGGGCCCCCUGGACCACCGGGACCAGCUGGAAGUGACGGAACGGCUGGUCUUCCGGGAUCUCCUGGAGUGAAUGGUGCACCAGGAGCUGCUGGGACUCCUGGCGGUAGUGGCGCUUCGGGCUCGCCGGGUGUACCGGGAACAAGUGGGGCAGCAGGAGCUAGUGCCGGAGGAGGUUCCUCUUCGUCUUCCAGCGGAAGUGGUGGAGGAGGUGGCGGAGGAGGUGGUAAAAAGUAAUUCGAUUGACUUCAAGGCGAUUUCAUUCCACCACCAAUCAAGCUCAUGUUCUAAUCUAUUCCACGAACUGUGUGCAUAAUUUAUUCUCUAAAGAACCUGACUAAGAAAUAUCACUUUGCACAUGAUUAUGCAAUCACAUUGGAUGUAGGCCUAGUGAAUCAUAGUACGUCAAGAUCUGAACAUAAUUAAUAACGUCUUGGUGCUAAUAAUACCAUAUUUAACUUAAAUGGCUUUGCUUGUAAACUACCUCCAACUUGAUUGCAUAAUACCAGCUAUUCUUAUUUUGAUCCAAUGUUACGUAUGUUUGUUGAUCUUUUUGUUGUUUGUUAUUAAUACAUUUUACCUGUUACUA